AUGACACCCAGUGGGCAGCAGCAGCCCGAAGCCAGGUCGGCGACCGCAAAGGUCGGAGCGUCGCGGGUUUCGGUGGCCUGCCUCCCAUGCCGGACACGACAUAUUCGUUGUGAUGCCACAAAGCCCAUUUGCAAGCGAUGCGAAGAAGACGGCAAGGAAUGCAACUACACAAAGUCACGACGGGGAGGCCUCGACAGAGCCGCCUUGGCUGCCAGGAGGGAGCGCUUGGCAAAGCAGUCGUCAACGAGCCCGCAGCAUGACCCGGGCAGAGUCGCAGCAGAUCUGCAGCAACCUCUACCUCUAGGUUCAGGCUCAUCGAUACCUGUCUUUCCAGAGUGUUUCCCUGAAGCGAGUGAUUCCUUCUUCGUUGCCUCUUGUCAGGACUCCCCGCGCGCAAACCUAGUUGAUGCUUCGACCUUGUCUGAUUCGGACCUCGAAUCUGACCCCUUCAUAGACUUGUACUACAAGUGCUUUCACACCUUUCAUCCCUUGGUCCUCCCACGGCAUCGCCUACAAGUCUACUCAAGAGAUGCCACCAAGUCGGAGAGGAUCAAACCUGUGAUUUCGGGGAUUCGCUACAUCGGAUCACUGUAUGCUCGUUCAGAUCAAAGCGGUCAACUAGCAGCAAAGGCAGCCAGCGACAUUGCCGACGCAAAAGCUGCUUCAUCACCAUGCCCCUUUUUAUGCCAGGCGCAGCUCCUUUACUCCAUCGUUUUAUUCUGGUCCAGUGAUCGACCUCAGUCUCAAACACACCUUGAUGGUGCCAUAGAUGCCGCGACACUAUUGGGAAUGUCCCGCCAGGAAUUCGCCGACACGCACAGCGACGGAGAUGCUGUUUUAGCAGAGAGCUGGAGGAGAACCUGGUGGCAACUAUACAUCGUGGACUCACACUAUGCAGCCAUCAGACGCGACACGGAAUUUCGUACCAGAGACAUUCCGGCGACGGCGGAUUUACCAUGUGAGGAGCAAGAAUAUAACGCGGGAGUAAUCCCAACCCCGGACUCACUCGCCGAUUUUGAUUCGAGAGAGUUUGCCUCAGACAACCAUGUCUAUUCAUCAUUCGCAUAUCUCAUUGGUGCAACGAGAGGUGUCGCUCAAAUAAUGGCGGCAACACCGCCGGACAAGAAAACCUCGCCUCCAAUCGAGCUUGUAGAGGCAGUGGAUGCCAUGAUAGACGGGUGGUUGCUGCUAUUGCCAGAGUGCAAGAGGCCUCUGAUGUCCAAGACCGGCGAGAUGGACGAGUUGCUCUUCUAUGCCCACAUGAGUAUCCAUGCUUACAUGGUAGGACUUCACCGCCCUUACUCGAACCUGCUAUUCGAUCCGCUGGAGAAGAUCUCGAGUUGCUUCGUGUGCCCGCCAGAGUCCCAUUCAGUCAGCGACACGACAGCCAUUCACACCAUGAGAUGUCUGGCGUCUAUUGAAGCCCAGGUCAGGAUCAUGACGCUCCCCAAGCGCCCGUUUUGCCACAGCCCAUUCACGCUGUGCAUGGUGACCACGGGGACGAUUCCGUUCCUGUCGGCCUGCAAAUUCCUCUUCACCGGCGCCAAGCUGUCGAUUGCCCGCGAGCAGAUCCGGCUGACCAUCGGCUGUCUCAAAUCCCUGGGCGAGGUUUGGCCGCAGGGAGCCAGGACCGUCAAGGAAAUACAAGCCAUUGCCCGCGAGGUGCUGGGCCUGGGCGCGUCUGCCGCACCACGAAGCGUCGUCUUGCCGAGCGAUACGUCCUCGGCCGUCAGCAGCUCUCAACGCAGUCCCCUUUCGCAGAGCGGCAGCCAAAACAGCUCCAUCGACGACUUGUUGUUUCCAGACACGAUGGACAGUCUUUCGUCGUGCUGGGACAUGCAGAAUCAACAGAUAGAUAUGAACUUGUGGUUUUCCAGCUACUGA
This is a messenger RNA of Metarhizium brunneum ARSEF 3297, 1884 nucleotides long. RefSeq lists its product as uncharacterized. Gene Ontology annotation, biological process: DNA-templated transcription; regulation of DNA-templated transcription. Gene Ontology annotation, molecular function: zinc ion binding; DNA binding; DNA-binding transcription factor activity, RNA polymerase II-specific. Lineage: Eukaryota; Fungi; Ascomycota; Sordariomycetes; Hypocreales; Clavicipitaceae. The record is from RefSeq and is a predicted model, not a curated record.